CGGUCUCCGGCUCAGGGACGUACCCCUGGGGGCGUGUCCUGCCGAGCGCGCGCGCGCGGCCCCGCGGUGUCGUCACUUCCCGCUCGGACGGCGCUGUCGCCGGGGUCGGUCGUGUCCGGUUCGGGCGGCGGUGUCGGGAGCAGCGGGACGGGACGAUGAGCGACAGCGGGGAACAAAACUACGGCGAGCGGGAAUCCCGUUCUGCUUCCAGAAGCGGAAGUGCUCAUGGGUCUGGCAAGUCGGGGAGGCACACCCCUGCAAGAUCUCGCUCUAAGGAGGAUUCCAGGCGCUCCAGGUCAAAAUCUAGAUCCAGGUCUGAAUCCAGGUCUAGGUCGAGGAGGAGUUCCCGCAGACACUACACGCGGUCGCGCUCGCGGUCCCGCUCGCACAGGAGAUCCCGGAGCAGGUCGUACAGUCGGGACUACCGGCGGCGGCACAGUCACAGCCAUUCCCCCAUGUCUACUCGCAGGCGGCACAUUGGGAACAGGGCAAAUCCUGAUCCAAACUGUUGUCUCGGAGUGUUUGGGCUGAGUCUGUACACUACAGAACGAGACCUGCGGGAGGUUUUCUCCAAGUAUGGCCCCAUUGCCGACGUUUCCAUCGUGUACGAUCAGCAAUCACGGCGCUCCCGAGGGUUCGCCUUCGUCUACUUCGAGAACGUCGAGGAUGCCAAGGAGGCAAAGGAACGUGCCAAUGGAAUGGAGCUGGAUGGAAGAAGGAUCCGGGUAGACUUCUCCAUAACAAAGAGACCGCACACACCUACCCCUGGAAUUUAUAUGGGAAGACCCACUUAUGGCAGCUCACGGCGACGAGAUUACUACGACAGAGGCUACGACAGAGGCUACGAUGACCGUGACUACUACAGCAGGUCAUACAGAGGGGGUGGUGGCGGCGGUGGAGGAGGCUGGAGAGCUGUUCAGGACAGGGAUCAGUUUUACAGGAGGAGGUCACCGUCACCGUACUACAGCCGAGGGGGGUACAGAUCCCGCUCCAGAUCCCGCUCCUACUCACCUCGUCGCUAUUAAAGCAUGACACAUAGAGGAAUUUCUAGCUACAGCCUUUGAGUUGAAAUUGCAAGUUUGUGGACAAUAUUUUUUUAUUGUCUCUUCUGUUUAACCGAGUGACAGUACCUAGUGAAUGAGGUGACUUUUACACCUUUUAUGAAGACAACUUCUGUGGUGUUCAAUGCUGUUUCAUUCUGCAUAUUUGUGUAGUUUGGUGCUUUGUUUCCAGUUGUGUUUGGAAAGGAGUAUGUUUUGCAUGUAUUUUUUUAGUCUCCAUUUUGACUCCUGAAAGGUUUCUAUAUUAAAGACAAAAACUGUUCAGUAAGUUUUUUCUACUGAUUCCAAGUUAUUCCCAAGAUCCAAACCUGUGUAAAAUGCUUUCCAAAAGCAAGAAAAUAAAAUAAAAAGACGUA
Molecule: messenger RNA, 1417 nt
Organism: Zonotrichia leucophrys gambelii
Lineage: Eukaryota; Metazoa; Chordata; Aves; Passeriformes; Passerellidae
Gene: TRA2B
Product: transformer 2 beta homolog
Exons: 9
Coding region: 156-1025 (289 amino acids)
Biological process (GO): positive regulation of mRNA splicing, via spliceosome
Cellular component (GO): spliceosomal complex
Molecular function (GO): RNA binding
Source: RefSeq, a predicted model, not a curated record